UGAACGACGGCAAAUUCCUACCUACCAGCAGUCGUUUGUGUCACCAUGCAACGGGCUUCGCAGGCAUCGGAGUUCCCGAUUUCUCCAAACGGCCGCGAGAGGAGAACGGAGCCGUGGGCCAAGGGCCUCGUGACGAGUCAUGGGUCUCUCACCUAUUCUUCCACGUAUUCGACUACGUGUAAAUAAAGAGAGGGGAGGCUAACGGGCCAAGCUUGCAGAGGCGAAGACGUGUUCGCCCACAAGUGCCAUAUGCGAAGCUCUCACCAGUCGUCGCCCCUUAUAAAGCCCCUUUUAACUAGGCGCGUUGUACGUGCGCUAACCUUACAGCCGGCAGAGCGUUCACCCCAGUCCCAGUCCGCCCGACCAGGGACCCUCGUACUCCUGGGAGAGGGAACACGGGCGAGAUCUUGAUGCCAGAUGGGACUGCAUCCGACCUCACUUGGGAUUUCAUCUUUCGGACCAAUACGCAGCAGGGCGAUGACCAGGAGCCUCCUACCUGGAUAGUGACGUGGAAAAUAUCUGCCAAACCUAAUCGUGAUCAAGCUUUGACAUCAUUCCUCCAGCCCCAGAGUAUUCUGGCGGUCCGGCAUUCGCGUGGUGUUUACUUUCCCGUGCCCAGAUUGGGUUUUGUUUUCUCCCCCCACCCCGUCCGCAUAGCCAUAACCUUGACUGUGGUACACGCAAUUACGGGCGACGUCACAUCGACUGCCCACUUUCCCAGGACGUUCCCACUCCGGGGCACGCCCUGAAGCCGAACCUUAAUCCAACACGGGACACCUCAGCCGCGACGUUUCAAACCCCCCUCUCCCGCUCACCAAGGAGAGACGCUACGGCGGCAGAUGGUGCGCCAGGCCGCUGCUUUCUAUUGCUCACUAAUAAUCCUCCGAGGAGACACCAGCACCCAACAAACAAGCCUUGGAAACCUUGUGAGUCUGUGACCCGCCGUGAGCCCGCCGGAAGGGGGGGGUGCAGAUCGUCCGUCCUAGUCCUGUCACCCACAAAGCCAGACCAGACCACCUGGGCAGCCAACCAGCCCAGCCAGCCCGGCCAGCCAACCACACAAUGUCGAACCCGCCGCCCUUGGCGAUCCCCGGUCGCUUCGGCGUGCCCAACACGUCCGGGCAGAAGGUCAACAAGGCGUGCGACCCGUGCCACAUCUCAAAAACGAGGUGCAUACCGGAUCCACUGUCGCCCACCAACUCGUGCAAGCGGUGCAGCAAGAACGGGAGCUCCUGCGUCUUCUCGCCCAUCGGGCCCAGGCGCAGGCCCGUCCGCUCCAAGAACGACCGCAUCGUCGAGCUCGAGCGCCGCGUCAGGGACAUGCAGCUCAGGCUCGAGAAGCAGGUCGAGAAGCAGGUUGUCGAGAAGCGGGCCGCCGCUACUGCUACUGCCACUGCUACUGCCAAUACUACUAGUACUAGUAGCUCAACCUUGGGUGAGCCCGGCGGCGAGGCGGACCGGGACGCCCCUCCCGGCCCCGAAUCCUUCGCCGAGGCUGCUCCCACUCCCACUCCCACUCCCGGCCCCAACAGCCACCAACACCAACAUCCGCCACCCCACAAGCCCGCGCCUCCCUUUUGCUUCGCCCCCGCCCCCGCGUCCUGGGCCCUGGAAUAUGCAGCCACCCGUCCCGGGUCCGAGUCCGGGUCCCACGAGACCGUGGGUAAGUCCCGCGGCGGCUCCGUAUCAUGUCCGGAUACUGGAGAAAGCUGCCCGUCAACCGUGUCAGACGCCGCCGCCGACUCCCCAGAGGACCCCAAGGAGACCCCCCAGGGCCGCGGGUGGCCCGACGUCGUCGACCGCGGGCUCAUCACCCUGAGCCAGGCCGACAAGCUCGUGAAGCGGUUCCGCCAGUUCAUCCACGGCCGGUUCCUGGGCUUCGGGAUCCCGGACGGCUACCCGACCAACCAGUCCCUGCGGCGCGGCAAGCCCGCCGUCUGGCUCAGCGUGCUGUGCGCCGCGUCCGUCGGGUCCGCCGAGUUCCUCUCGCUCUACCCCGUGUUGUCCGGCGAGAUGGAGAAGCUCCUUGAUGACCGCGUGGGGGAGCACCUGGAGCCCGACAUCGACGCCAUGCAGGCGCUGAGCAUCUUCUUCAUCUUCCACAACGACCUGUCGCAGGCGCUGCGCGAGAAGAUGUUCCAGAGCCACAACGUCAUGAUCAGCAUCAUCGUGAGGCUCGGCAAGGCGUCGAGCAAGCACAACAUCCCCGACGGCAUCCCGAUAGACGAGGCCGACGUGACGGAAAGGGACCUGGAGCUGUCCAGGCUCACCCUCCUGUGGCACUGGCUCAGCUUCACCGUCGCCCUCAAGGCGCGCCAGAACGUCCUCAUCAGGCCUUUCCACCUCGUCAGCUCAAGCCGCCGGAUACUGGAGACGAGCUCGACCCAGUGCGACAUGUCGCUGGUCCAAUGGUCCAAGCUGUCACAGGUCGCGGUGGACGCGGCUCUCGCCCUGUUCGACGGCCAUGACCGGGCCCAGGGACUGAGUGACGACGACAGGGACAAGAUUAUCCAGAACUUUGAGAGGAAACGCAGGCAAUGGCUCAUCAACUGCCCCUUCGACCUGGUCAACGAAUUCCUCAUGCUGGAGUACCACCACACCGCCCUGAUGCUCACAGAGGUAAUCUACCCAGCCGGCAGGGCAGACUUCCAGCUGCGGAGCCACGGCCUGCCCUCCCUGACCACCCCGGCGCAGUCACCAGCCAGCCCCGGCACGGACUGCUCAGAAACCAAGCCAGACCAGGACGUGCUGGCGCCGUACAGGAUCGACUACACCAAGAAGUGCAUCGCCGCGGCACACGCGUGCCUCGGCCUCGUCGUCUCCCCGCCCGUAUCACCAGGGAUGACCAGCACCAACAGCCUGGCCGACACGGAGACGCUGCGCUACUUCUCCAACGUGCCGUACUCGCGGCUGCUGUACGCGCUGCGCUUCCUCAUGUUCGUCGCCCACGACAUCUGGCGCACGGGCAAGUACGACGCCGUCGACAUCGACUCGCUGCGCCCGGGGUACUACAUCGAGGGCGUCAAGCGCGUCCUCAGCAUCGCCUCGGACGGCGGCCGGUUCCGCCCGCCAUCGCUGUGGCUCUACGCCAUUCAGACGCGCAUCCAGCCUUGGUGGGAGGCCUUCCGCGCCAGGCUCGACCGCGACAGGCCGCCCCCGAGCCGCGCGAGGUCCUCCGGCGAGGUCGAGGGCACCACCACCGGCACCGUCAGGACCGCGACGCCCUCGUCGCCGUCGACGACCUCGGGGACGCCGGGCGGCCGUGCCCACUACAAGACGCCGCCGCCGCGCCGGCAGACCUCCGAGCCGCUGCCCCGGAGCAGCCACGGCCGGGCGGGGGUCUCCGCCUUCACGACGGCAGAGUCGUCGGUGGAGCCGCCGUCGCCGGCCGCCGUCCCGUACGACAUCUUCUCGGCGAGCCACUCCAUGGACUUCCUGAUCCCUUUCAACUUUGUCCAGCAGGCACCUGACGUGGCCGCCGCAGACGUGGUGCCGAACCUUCACCCGCCCCUGGGGCCCGUGUCGAUGACACAGCCCGACAAGAUCUCGAGUGGUAGCGGCAGUGGUGGGCCGACGUCGUCGUACCCGGCCGGGGCGUGUGAGACAUUACCGUCGGAGACAUCAAGCAGUCUGGGCUGCUCUCUGGGGGCAGACCAGAGCAUCCCGGCCGGAGGAGGUGGUUGCCCGGACGUCAGCAAUGUUUUCGCGCCGCAUGGCAACGGCGUCGGCGCCCUCGACGAGUUUCUGGGCACCAUGGACCUGGAUGCCUUUAACUUUGACUGGGGAGACUACGAGUCGUUGUUCCCCGGCGCAGAGGCCUUCUUGCCCGACCCGACCGUGCUGCCGCCUGGAUCUACCCCAUUCCUAGGCGGGGCUUCUGGUCUUGAGCAACCGAAGGAGGAGGAUACUAAUGGAUCAUGAGCGUGAAACAAAUAACGAAACGGUUUGGCAAGUGUGUAUUUUGGUUUGGUUUGUGAGUACGGGGCGUGUUACGGAUAUGGGGUCGGGGGCGUUUGCUUUGAUGAUCAAUGAUUCCAUGUACACACCUCAUCACCAGCCAACAAGCAUUUCCCGAGCCUGGUGUCCUGGUAGAAGUUCGCAUCUCUCAUAAUACAAAUGUCGACAUCAACGCCGGCGCCCACCGAGCAAGGGUUGAUGUCAUGGCAGUGGCGAUGUAGCUUGAAAGUUGAGUGCGUCGUGGGCGAAAGAUAUUUAUUGCUAGAAAGACUCAUCCACCGUCAGCAGACUGAUACUAGUAGUUCCCC
Messenger RNA from Diaporthe batatas, 4265 nucleotides. RefSeq lists its product as uncharacterized. Gene Ontology annotation, molecular function: DNA-binding transcription factor activity, RNA polymerase II-specific; zinc ion binding; transcription cis-regulatory region binding. NCBI's taxonomy places the organism in Eukaryota, Fungi, Ascomycota, Sordariomycetes, Diaporthales, Diaporthaceae. The transcript has 2 exons. Bases 1063 to 3921 code for a protein of 952 amino acids. Gene Ontology annotation, biological process: regulation of DNA-templated transcription. Gene Ontology annotation, cellular component: nucleus. The record is from RefSeq and is a predicted model, not a curated record.